This is a messenger RNA of Fraxinus pennsylvanica, 5577 nucleotides long. The record is from the annotation of a GenBank genome assembly. Lineage: Eukaryota; Viridiplantae; Streptophyta; Magnoliopsida; Lamiales; Oleaceae.
AUGUCUUCUGUUUCAUGGUUGACAUCCCAUGAAUGUUCUGUCUCUAUCAUUCAAUCAUCGGAUGAUUCAAAUGCGUUUUCAGUUGUACUGCAUUGGUUGGAAUUCAUUUUUCUAUCACCGUGUCCUCAGAGGAUUCUUGUUUCAUCCAUUGAUCUUCUUUUUCUGUUAACCCUCUUAGCAUUAGUCAUUCAAAGGCUAUAUUCUAGAUUCUCCACCAAUGGAAAUUCGGGAUCCACCCUUAGCAAACCUCUUAUUGGAGCUGACACUCGGGAUUUUAGAGUCACUGUUUGGUUUAAGGUUUCUUUUAUAGUGACGGUUCUGUUAGCGUUAUCCUAUGUUGUUCUCUGCGUAUUGAGCUUCAUCCAUGGUGUUCAAUCUCAAUGGGAUUUAGUCGAAACUUUGUUCAAAUUGGUUCAAGCAAUGACUCAUAUUGGAAUUUUGAUCCUUCUUGCACAUGAGAAGAAAUUUCGAGCUGUUUCUCAUCCACUGCCCCUCCGAAUCUUUUGGAUCCUGAACUUUGUUGUGAUGUCUUUGAUCAGUGCUGCAGCACUCACUCGCUUAUUCUCUACUGAUGGUAACAAAAAUCAGGAAAUGAAAGUUGAUGAUGCAUAUUCUUUGGCGAGUCUCCCAUUAUAUGGCUUUUUGUUUAUUGUUGCUGUUAGAGGAUCAUCUGGGAUUAGAUUGAAUAUCGAAUGUGAAGUCGAUGAUAACUCUAUACGUGAUAUAGAUGAAUCCACGUUGGUUGAUUCUAAUGUGAGUGGCUAUGCUACGGCUUCUUUCUUCUCUCGAGCAAUUUGGUAUUGGAUGAAUCCACUCCUCAGUAAGGGCUACAAGUCUCCUUUAAAGAUGGAUGAAGUCCCUUCAUUAUCGCCUACUGAUCGAGCUGAAAAGAUGGCUGAACUCUUUGAAUUGAAUUGGCCUAAUCCCACUGAGAUUUCAAAGAAUCCCGUUAGAACCAUGCUUCUUCGAUGCUUCUGGAAGGAUCUUGCUCUUACGGGUUCUCUUGCCAUUGUGCGUUUGGCUGUUAUGUAUGUCGGUCCAGUGCUAAUCCAAAGUUUUAUCAGCUUUACUUCUGGCGAAAAACACAAAUUCUAUGAAGGAGUUUUUCUAAUAUUGAUACUCUUAAUUGCAAAGAUCAUAGAAGUCCUUAGUUCACACCAUUUCAACUUUCUGUCUCAGAAACUUGGAAUGCUCAUUCGUUCGACUCUUAUCACUGCUUUGUAUCAGAAGGGGCUCAAGUUGUCCUGCUCGUCUAGACAGGCUCACGGAGUAGGACAGAUUGUGAAUUAUAUGGCUGUUGAUUGCCAACAACUCGCUGAUUUAGUCUAUCAACUGCAUACAUUAUGGCUGAUGCCGUUUCAAGUUGGAGUCGCAUUAUUGCUAUUAUAUGUUUAUAUGGGAGUUUCAGUACUCGUGUCACUCGUGGCUGUUAUCGGAGUAAUGAUCCUUACUUUUAUGAUUACGCGCAAGAACAAUUCAUUCCAGUUCAAUAUAAUGAAGAAUCGGGACGUAAGAAUGAAAGAAACGACUGAAUUGCUUAAUAACAUGCGCGUGAUAAAGUUUCAAGCUUGGGAAGAACACUUCAAAAAGAAAAUUCAAUCUUCUCGAGGAAAGGAGUACAGCUGGCUCAGUAAAUUUAUGUAUUUACUCGCUGGAAAUCUAAUUUUGCUAUGGAGCAUCCCGAGUUUAUUAGCUGCCUUGACUUUUGCAGUUGCUACCUUGAUGCGAGUACCCCUUGAUGCCGGGAGGUUGGAUGGAUAUUUGAUAAGUGGUGAAUUGGAAAAUAAAUCUGUGGAACGAGAAGAAGGUAGUGAAGGUAGAAUUUCUGUCGAGGUGACUGAUGGCAGUUUUUCAUGGGAUGAUGAAGGUGGUCAUCGAGUACUGGAAGAUGUAAAUUUUGAGAUCAGGAAAGGAGAGCUUGCUGCAAUAGUUGGAACCGUUGGAUCGGGAAAAUCCUCUUUAUUGGCUGCAGUUCUAGGUGAGCUUCGUAAAACCUCAGGAAAGGUCAGAGUCUGUGGGACGACUGCUUGUGUGGCACAAACAUCAUGGAUACAGAACGCAACUAUCCAAGAAAAUAUCUUGUUUGGUUCACCAAUGGACAGUGAAAGAUAUAACAGAGUAAUUCAAGUGUGCUCCUUAGAGAAAGAUUUGGAAAUUAUGGAACACGGAGAUCAGACAGAGAUUGGAGAACGGGGAAUCAACCUUAGUGGUGGUCAGAAGCAGCGGAUACAACUCGCUAGAGCUGUAUAUCAGGAUUGUGAUAUCUAUCUUCUUGAUGAUAUAUUUAGUGCCGUUGAUGCUCAAACCGGAUCAGAAAUAUUUAAGGAAUGCGUGAGAGGAGUUUUGAAGGAUAAGACAAUUUUACUUGUUACCCAUCAAGUCGACUUCCUGCACAAUGCUGAUCUUAUAUUGGUCCUACGAGAUGGGAAAAUUGUGCAAUCGGGGAAGUAUGAAGAGCUUCGUCAAUCUGGCCUGGAUUUUAGUGCUCUUGUAGCUGCUCAUGAGACGUCCAUGGAGCUUGUAGAAACUAGCACAAAUGUUUCCGUUGUUAAUCCCAAACACACACCCGAAUCACCCCACAAACCAUCACCAAAAUCACCCAAAAAUAUCUUGAGCCAAAGUGAAAAUGGUGAAAACAGGUCAUUGGACCAAUCAAACUCUGACAAGGAUAAUUCUAAGCUGAUCGAAGAUGAGGAGAGAGAAACUGGCCGUGUCAGUCUAGCCGUCUAUCGGCAGUAUUGCACCGAGGCAUAUGGAUGGUGGGGAGUAGCAGCUGCUAUACUUGCAUCUAUAUUAUGGCAGGGUUCACUUAUAACAAGUGAUUAUUGGCUGGCAUACGAGACUUCAGGAGACCGUAUUUUUAACCCUUCUCUAUUUAUUAACGUUUACUCAAUCCUAGCUCUCAUUGCGUGUGUGUUUGUGGCUAUCAGAUCAGUUCUAGUUUCCUUCUUAGGCCUCAAAACGGCUCAAAGUUUUUUUAAUCAAAUAUUAGACAGUAUACUUCAUGCUCCAAUGUCAUUCUUUGACACUACUCCAUCUGGAAGAGUUUUAAGUCGGGCAUCAGCUGAUCAAGCCAAUGUUGACUUUUUGAUUCCAUUAUUUAUGAGUGUGACACUUGUCAUGUACUUCUCGUUGCUUUCCAUAUUGGUCAUUACAUGUCAAUAUGCUUGGCCAACAAUAUUCAUCAUAAUUCCACUGAUUUGGCUUAACAUAUGGUACCAGGGAUACUAUAUUGCAUCCUCCCGUGAAUUAACACGACUUGAACAAAUCACUAAAGCCCCAGUCAUCCAUCACUUCUCUGAAACCAUUUCCGGUGUUAUGACAAUACGUUGCUUCAGAAAGCAGGAAAAAUUCUUUCAGGAAAAUGUUAACAGAGUGAAUGCCAAUCUGAGGAUGAAUUUCCACAACAAUGCAUCAAAUGAGUGGUUGGGUUUUCGUUUGGAGUUGUUUGGUUGUUUUGUCCUUUGCAUUGCCGCCGCUUUUUUGAUCUUGUUGCCAAGUACAAUCAUCCGACCAGCGUAUGUUGGACUGUCACUUUCUUAUGGCCUGCCACUUAAUUCGGUGCUGUAUUGGACCAUCUAUCUUAGCUCGUUUCUUGAGAACCGUAUGGUUUCAGUCGAGAGGAUAAAACAGUUCAUAAAUAUCCCGGCAGAAGCUGUGUGGAAGAAAGAAAAUACUCUUCCAUCUGCUGAUUGGCCUAAUCAUGGUGACAUUGAAAUAAAGGAAUUGCAGGUUAGGUAUCGGCCAAAUACUCCUUUGGUAUUGAAAGGAAUAUCUCUCAGCAUCCAUGGAGGGGAGAAAGUUGGUGUCGUUGGUCGAACUGGAAGUGGAAAGUCAACUCUGAUCCAAGUGUUCUUUAGGUCUCGAUUUGGAAUCAUCCCUCAGGAACCUGUCCUAUUCGAGGGGACUGUUAGAAGCAAUAUUGACCCCCUUGGGUUGUAUUCUGAUGAUGAAAUAUGGAAGAGUCUUGAACGUUGCCAGCUGAAAGAGGUCGUGUCAGCAAAACCUGAAAAGCUCGAUGCUUUAGUGGUUGACUCGGGAGAUAACUGGAGUGUGGGACAAAGACAGCUUCUAUGCUUGGGACGAGUCAUGCUGAAACGUAGUAGAAUUUUGUUUAUGGAUGAAGCAACAGCAUCCGUUGAUUCACAAACCGAUGUCAUCAUUCAAAAAAUCAUCCGUCAGGAAUUCUUAUCUUGCACGAUUAUUACUAUAGCUCACAGAAUACCAACUGUUAUAGACUGCGACAGGGUGUUGGUUAUAGAUGAUGGAUGGGCGAAGGAGUUUGGUAUCUCGGUUAACCCUUCGCAAAUGGGGGCUUUAACCAUCAAUCGGAAGCGAGGUGACGAUUAUUUCAAAUCCCCAGCUCCAACUUCUCCCUCAUUUGAUCGAUCGUACGCUCACGUUUCCAAAAAGCCCAAGCUUCCGAAUUCCAUGAAUCAAAUUACCGUUGAUUUUGAUAGGCCCCUUUCCGCAAAAUCUGUGAAUUCGAGGAUUUCUCAGUAUCCGGAUUCGAAACCGAGGUUUAUGAGGGAAGUUCAUGCCCCAGUUCGGAGUCAUAGAUUUGGGCUUUCGGCGAUUAAGAAUAAAAUUGUGUCUAGUUUAAGUCUUGAAGAAAGUUCAUCCGUUAGAAUGGGGAAUAUAUAUGGAACUCUUAAAUUUAGGUUGGAAAAGGCGAAAAUUAGUGCAAUGAAAACUUUCAGGUAUGUAGGAAAAGAGAAUGAGUCUGUUGAUAAAGAGAAAGAAAAAGAAGUGAUUGAGAUUGAUGACGAGAAGGAAAGUCAAGAUGAUAUGUCGGAAAAUUUGAGUGUUCAGGAGGUGGAGGUAGUGGAUUUUCCGAGGAUCAAUUUGAAGGAGGGGAAUGGUGUUUUGGGAAAUUCACGGGAAUUUAAGGGGAAAAUGGUGGAAAGGAAUUUACACUCGUUGGAUUCUUAUGUUGUCUCUGAUACAAGUGGUGUGAAUGUUAAGGUGGAUUCUACUGAAAAUAUGGACUUAAUGCUGCUGAACCAGAAACCAGAUCUGUCGGGGGUACCUGUUCACAGGAAGCUAUAUGAUUCCGCGAAGAAGAGGAAUGAUAAGCUGAAUAGUUUAAGUUUUGCCAUAGAGUUAGAGGAAAAGUCCUUUCAAAGGCUUCAAUUACUUCGGCCUCAGAAGAAAGUGGAAGACACUAAUAAGCAUGUGUCCAAAGAAUGUUUUAUGCCUAUUACUGUAGAGGAAGAGGCUGAGGUUGCUAGGGCUUUGUCUAAUUCCAAUAGGAGAAAGGUUUUGGUGAGUCAUAAGAAUUCUAAUAUUGAUAUUACUGGAGAAAUAUUGCAGUGUUUAAAACCUGGUGCAUGGUUGAAUGAUGAGGUCAUUAACUUGUAUCUAGAGUUAUUGAAAGAAAGGGAAAAAAGAGAGCCACAGAAGUUCUUGAAAUGCCAUUUCUUUAACACAUUCUUCUAUAAGAAGGUGACUGAUGUCGAGUAUGAAGUUAUAGAAGGCGAUGCAAGGAACGUCAUGUGUGAUGCUGUAAAAAAAUUUCAUGCAUCUGUUUUGGCUCUUGGUAGCCAUGGCUAUGGAACUUCUAAACGGUACGUAUAA